Messenger RNA from Stegastes partitus (bicolor damselfish), 4949 nucleotides. It is a transcript of the gene tmtc1, whose product is annotated as transmembrane O-mannosyltransferase targeting cadherins 1. Gene Ontology annotation, biological process: RNA processing; protein O-linked glycosylation via mannose. Bases 296 to 2902 code for a protein of 868 amino acids. NCBI's taxonomy places the organism in Eukaryota, Metazoa, Chordata, Actinopteri, Pomacentridae. The record is from RefSeq and is a predicted model, not a curated record. Gene Ontology annotation, molecular function: mannosyltransferase activity; protein binding. The transcript has 19 exons.
AUAUAAUGUAAAUAAAUAUCGUAUUAUAAAAACUUUAAUAAGGUAAUCUGACAUUUGUAAAUAUGAAUAAAAGUCCAGUGAAGACGAAUAAAGAACACAUUUUGUGGCUGGACAGACUGGAGAUCACAGGUCCUGAAAGUCCCCGACGGCACCUGAAGGCAGCACAACACAUCCACACCGUCCCCGCUGUCCAAGGCGCACACAGCCGCUACCUGCCAGGCGGAAUGGACGUCUCCUCCGGUGCCCCCAGCUUCUUCCUCUGCCCCACGGAGCCGCGAGAGAAGCCAGGCCCGACAUGACAGCGCCGGGACGGGAGAAGAAAGCCCGCCAGCAGCCGCGGCUGACUGUCCGGCUGGAGGCGGUGUGGGCUGCGGGUCGCUACGCCGCGCUGGUCGCCCUGUGCGCCCUGUGCUACAGCAACUCUGUCCGCGGGGAGUUGGUGCACGACGACGUGUGGGCGAUCAUCAACAACCCGGACGUCCGACCGGGCUCCAGCCUCAGAAACAUCUUCAGCAACGACUUCUGGGGGAAGAGGAUGGCGGACAACACGAGCCACAAGUCCUACCGACCGCUCUGCAUCCUCACCUUCAAGUUGAACAUCCUGCUGGGCGGUAUGACGCCUCUCUACUUCCACAUCGUCAACGUGUGCUUGCACUGCGCUGUCACCUGCCUGCUCAUGCAAACGUGUGAACGGUGCGUGUUUGAAGACUCACGUCUGGCCUUCGUCACAGCGCUCCUGUUCGCCGUGCACCCGGUCCACACCGAGGCUGUGUCUGGUAUCGUGGGCAGAGCUGAUGUCUUGGCCUGUCUGCUGUUCUUGCUGACAUUCCUCUCCUAUAUUAGGAGUGUGGGUGAGUGCCACUCUGAGGACUCUCUGCCCUCCACUGUGUCCACGUGGUCUCUGCUCAUCAGUUUGCUGCUGGGCACUUGCGCCAUGCUGGUCAAGGAGACGGGCAUCACCGUGUUCGGAGUGUGCUUGCUCUACGACGCCCUGGUGCUCUGCCGCAAGCCCAUCAUCUAUCACCUGUCUGGCUCCGGACUCAGGGACCUCCUCCACGUCUGCAGCCCCUUCAUCAAACGGGCCUGCCUCAUCUCCAGCUAUGUGGUGAUCAUCAUGUCUGUCAGGUUGUGGCUAAUGGGAGGAUCCAUGCCCCUUUUCUCUGAGCAAGACAACCCUGCCUCCUUCUCAACACACCUGCUCACCAGGGUCUUAACCUACUCAUACCUGCUGUCCUUUAAUGCCUGGCUGCUGCUGGCGCCCGUCGUGCUGUGUUAUGACUGGCAGGUUGGCAGCAUCCCUCUGGUGGAAGCACUCGGUGAUGUGCGUAACGUGUCCACCAUUCUGCUGGCCAUGGUGAUGGUGGCUCUGUGCCUGCACUGCAUCUUCUCACUGCAGAGGCAAGACAGCAGAGAGGUGUUGGUGGGAAUGUUGUUCCUGGUGUUUCCCUUCAUUCCUGCCAGUAACCUUUUCUUCAGGGUGGGAUUUGUCGUGGCGGAGAGGGUUCUCUACAUGCCGAGCAUGGGUUACUGCAUCCUGGUGGCUCAUGGCCUGGGCCGGCUGUGUUCGGUGGUGGGCCGUUGGGGAACCACAGUCCUCAGUGUCUCCAUGCUGCUGCUGCUCCUGCUCUUCUCCUGGAAGACUGUCCAACAGAACAACGUCUGGCUCUCCAGGGAGGCCCUGUUCCGCUCUGGUAUCCAGACUCUGCCUCACAAUGCCAAAGUCCACUACAACUACGCCAACUUCCUGAAAGACAGCGAUCGGCACCAGGAGGCCAUUCACCACUACACCACUGCCCUCAGGUUAUACCCUCGUCAUGCCAGCGCCAUGAACAAUCUGGGCACUCUCACUCGCAGCCCGGAGGAGGCUGAGCGCUACUACAGGAAAGCACUGGACACCAACCCUCAGCACAACCGAGCUCUGUUUAACCUGGGAAACCUGCUCAAGUCUCAGGGGAAGGAGAAGGAGGCCGAGGCUCUGCUGAGGGACUCCAUUCGUUUUGGUCCACAUUUCGCUGAUGCUUACUCCAGUUUGGCUUCACUCUACGCUGAACAGAAACGCUUCGCUGAAGCCAAUGAAGUGUAUGUAAAAGGUAUCGAGCACUGCCCCGACAGCUCUGACCUGCAUAACAACUACGGAGUGUUUCUGGUGGAUACGGGAGAAGGGGAGCUGGCAGCUGCCCACUACCAGCAAGCAGUACGACUCAAACCAGCUCAUUACGUUGCCAUGGUGAACCUGGGCCGUCUGCUCCGAUCAUCCAAUGAGAACAGAGAAGCUGAGUCUUGGUACAAGAGGGCUCUGGAGGUGACGAGGAAGGUGGACAUACUGACCCCGCUCGGAGCGCUGUACUACAACACGGGUCGCUAUGAGGAGGCCUUGCAGGUGUACAGAGAAGCUGCUGCACUACAACCAGACAGCACCGACAUCUGGCUGGCAUUGGCUCAGGUUCUAGCCAUGGCCGGUCGCACCAAAGAGGCAGAGAAGAUGACCCUGGACAUCAUCUCCAGAGAGGGCAGCUGCAUCGAAUGCUACCGCCUCCUGUCUGCCAUCUACAGCAAGCAUGGCAACUACACAGAGGCUCUGGAGGCUCUGGACCGGGCUUUGCAGCAGAACCCCCGCGAUCUGACGGUCAGGGCAGAGCUGUACUUCUCCAAAGGAAACCAGCUCAGAGAGAUGAACCAGCUGGACCGAGCCUUUGAGAGCUACAAGCUGGCUGUUGAGCUGAAACCUGACCAGUCUCAGGCCUGGAUGAACAUGGGAGGGAUUCAACACAUUAAGGGAGACUAUGCAGCUGCCAGGAUGUACUACCAGCGGGCCCUGCUUCUGAGCCCUGGUUCCAAACUUCUGAAGGAAAAUCUGGCCAAGUUGGACCGGCUGGAGAGGAGACUGACAGGAGGGGCAUAGACCGGUCAGCCCCACUGAUCCUGUAUCGUCCUGGGCACAGGUCAGGGGAGCAGGCAGCCAUCCGGCCCUCUGGAGCCCAAACACCAGCCGCCAGGCUGCUGGAUAAAACAGACAUGGUUACAGAGAGCAGACAGAUGGGGAACUUGUUUAGAGCUGGACUGGGUGAGCUGAAGUCAAAGACUGAUCAAGCCACAGCCCAGAAGCCUUUCCUGGGGUAAGCAGAAGGGGAAUGGCUGGCUGAAGACCACUGGAAGCUCCAAGCAUUGCUCUGUCUGCACCAGCUUUACGUCGACAUGCACUCCUGCUUCAGACGUUUGUGUUGGAUUGAUUUGUUAUUAAGGUUCAUAUGAAGUCAUUUCCUUUAUGGCACUUAAUGACUGAUUCUAAUUCAGUCCUCUGCUCUGCCUUCCAGAACAAUUCAUGUAUUUACAUCAGUGCAGUGACCGUGUGUGGAAAAUGUUAUGAAGGGAAUGGACGGGGUUCUUUCUUGAACUCUGGGAACAGUACAUGUAACGAAGUAAUCUCAGCUCAGAGGUCCACUUACCGAAUUAGUGGAGCUUUCAUGGUCGUAAGCCUUCAAGAGUCACAACAGUUCUAUCAUGUAUUUACUGACCUCUGACAGCAAGACGCUGAAGUCUGCUGCCAUCUUUUUACUCUUGGGUGAUGUUUUUGAGAAUGAAACCUGUUCACAACUGGAGCAGAAGGUGAUUAGUAGCAGUUAACGAACAUCAGUUAUAACUAUAUUCUGUUCUGUAAACCUGCUUCUCUUGAACUACUGUAACCUUUCACCCACUUGUGAUCACAGAAUGGUGCUUCUUCUACAUCAGUGAUUAAUACAGACAGACGAGGCACAUUAACCAAGAGAAUACUUUUGGCCUUUUUGAUGAAUAACUUAUGGAAUCAGUUGAUAUAAGUUGCUUGUGCAGUUGUUAUUUGAACCAGCAGAAGUGAUGCUCAGUGCCGCCUAACAGCGAGAGGCCGACUGACCUCAGUGUCUGAAUGUGAUACCUGAGAUAUCUUCUCUUGCCUUUAUGAUGGUUGGCACUGAAAGCGCUCCUUUGAAAGCAGAUGGGAUGGUGAGUGUCUGCAGGGUGUUGUGGUGGCCAUGCUGGGUAAAUGUUGUCUUGAAUUCUGCAUGUAAGCCCAGUGUCACCAGCAACCCCCCUCCCCCCCACACUACCACACAUCCUCCUCCAUGCUUCACAUCAGGAACCACACAUCCAGACACCAUCUGUUCAGCAACUAUCUCACAUCUGGAUCUGUCAGAACAAAAUCCAGGUCUCCACUGUCUGAUAUCCAUUCCAGUGUUUCUGUUUCUUCUUGGUUUCUCUCAGUAAUGGUUUCUUUGCAGUAGUUCCACAAAUAAAACCUCUUGAAAUGGGAAAUUAAAUUGAAGAAACAUCUGAAAGAGCAUGAAAUAUCCAAACUGGACAGUCAGGGUGACUGAAUUAUACAAGUCAUGAGUGUGACUUCAAGCUAUUCCUCUGCCUUCCCAGUAUACAUGACAAAGAGUCCAUUCUUAGGCACCUGCUCCAUGCACUGUACAACACUGCACUUCAAAGAUCUGGAAAGUGGGUAAGUGGACCUUUGAGUUUUUAUUACUGUGUCACACAAGGGGAUCGAAGGAACGGGAUUCAUUUUAGCCCCACUUUGUUGGAGUAAAUACAACAAAAGCUGCACCUGUAAAGCUCUCAGAUUCUAUGUCUUAUUUAAAAUGUAGACUGGUAACAGCUGCUUCCUCUUGAGACAACCUGAAUCGUUUUCAUCUGACCUCCAUUUCCACAAGUGUCUGCAUUAUACGACCUGAUGUCACAAGCCUUCUGCAAGUAUAAUAAGCUAGUGUGUCUGCUCCCGUGUUGAGCUGAAACUUAUGGCUUCAUGUGUACCAUAACCUCUGAAGAUUGCCGUUUGGUUGCUCGUUGUGGUUUUGUUGACAGUGAUGUUGACUGUGAAUGAAUUUUGUUGUGGAAUGACAAUGGGUUGAAAAUGAAGUGACGAGUGCAAUGACUGACUUGCACCAAGAAAAUAAAGUAUAUGUUUUAUUAAA